Penicillium lagena is the source of this 543-nucleotide messenger RNA. RefSeq names its product respiratory supercomplex assembly factor RCF1 (gene rcf1). The transcript is spliced from 3 exons. The record is from RefSeq and is a predicted model, not a curated record. Gene Ontology annotation, biological process: mitochondrial respirasome assembly. Bases 1 to 543 code for a protein of 180 amino acids. Gene Ontology annotation, cellular component: mitochondrion. Lineage: Eukaryota; Fungi; Ascomycota; Eurotiomycetes; Eurotiales; Aspergillaceae.
AUGGGUCGCGAGCCCGUGCCAUCCUCAUUUGAGGAUAGUCCUCAAUUCAGAGAGGAGUCCUCCCUCCAAAAAUUCACCCGACGACUCAAGGAGGAGCCUCUCAUUCCACUUGGAUGCGCCGCAACAUGCUACGCCCUAUACCGCGCCUACCGCUCCAUGAAAGCCGGCGACUCCGCUGAGAUGAACCGGAUGUUCCGGGCCCGUAUCUACGCACAGGCAUUCACACUAGUCUCCCUCGUUGUGGGCGGGAUGUACUUCAAGAGCGAGCGACAGCAGCGCAAGGAAUUCGAAAAGGCCGUGGAAGUACGCAAGGCGCAGGAAAAGCGCGAUGCAUGGCUGCGCGAGUUGGAGGUGCGAGAUAAAGAGGAUCGCGAGUGGCGCGAGAGACAUGCUGCCAUUGAGGCUGCUGCUAAGGAUGCCGAGAACAAAGCACGGCCCAAGUCUAGUGAGCCUGAUGCGGCGCGGGCUGCGAUUGAGCCGGCGGAUGAGAAGAGCAUUGGGGUUUUGGAUGCAGUGAGGGCGCUUGUACAGAGGGGGCAUUAA